AUGGAUGAAUCUGCCAGUCCUUCCAGUCGACAAAGUCGGUACUUGGCCAUCUUGGCACCACUGGUGGGAGCCUUGGUAGUCUUGGCCAUGGCUACCGUGUCGAUGGACCGCCCUGACCAAGUCUCGGAAUGGACAGUCGGUACCUUUCUACCAGAGUUCAUGCAUCGCCGAUUGCAUCAUCCACACGGUGAAAUUGCCAAGUAUUUUGCCUGCACUCGCGUGUUGGCAUCCAGCGAUCACGACUACGACAAUGCCUUGAAUUUGGAAGAGUACAAGUCAUUCAUGAACACCUACGCCGACGAGCAUUGGUCGCAACAAGUGGGAGAGGAUCUUCCCACCGAGCUCAAGGAAAUCUUUAAUAAGUAUGCCAAGGCGACGGAAGGAAAGAGUACGGACAUUAUUGAUAUCUACGGAUCGCGGAAUGGAGAGCGAGACGGAAUCUCUGCCCAUCAAGAAGAUCUCUUGGAAGGACUCUGCAAUGCGACCGAUGUCACCUUGGGAGAGAUGUUCAAAUCAGAGCACGAGACUUUGGGAGUUACCGUCACGGAUGUAUCGGAGGUUCGCGAGGUAGGAGGUGGAACUGCCAAGGGAGGUGUGCAAAGACUCGCCGUCAAUGCGUCGUUCACCAUGACUCUGCCGGAGGGUAUGUCGCUUCAAGACUUGUUGGACAGUCUUGAAAGCGGAGAGGAUCCGGGUCAUCUGCGACAUGCCUUCAAGUCCUUUGUCACGGGCGUGGUCGGCCACAUUGGUGGUACCAUUGAAGAAGGUGGAGGAGAUAGCGACGGAAACUCCACUGUGGAUGACGCCACUCUCGACUUCGAUGACAAUACCACUCGUCGUGAACUGGAGAGGUUCGGUGCCGGUGGAAUCCGAGGUGGGCUCCUCAUUGCCUUUGAUGCAACCGAAGAGGACAAUCCAGCUCGGUUCCGCCGCCUUAACAUCGGCUUUGACCCCAACAGUGCCGAGAUAUACAACUACGUGGAAUCACUUUGCCCUGGACAGAAUGCUUCGUCCCUCGUGGAUAGCAUCAAGGGCACCCUUGGUGGAAUCUUUGGUGGAAAUGGUACCAACAGCACAGAUCUCGAAGACGUGGUAGAAAAGUCAUGUGUCACAGCCAUGGGCAAGUACAAGAUUGACGUCGACGAGGCUGAAGAACGAAGCGAAGGUGGCUUGACUGCCAUUUACCAAAAGGCUUCGGAUGCCACCAAAGAGGCCAUUGACAGUGGUGCUCUGGAAACAGAGUUGGAGAAGGAACCCGAUGGCGACUUGUUCCAUGUGGAGGGACAUGGUGUGGUGGAAGACGAUUCAUUUGAUCCUUUCGUGGAGGUAACACUCCAAGAAGAAGAGCACGAAAAGUCCAUGCGCACGGUGGACAUCAUUUUGAUAUCGGUCGGAUCAGCAAUCAUCUUGUGCCUUUGCUGUGUUUUAUGUUUUGUUGAGUUGGAGCGAAAGACGAGGCCCCGCGCAGCCCGCGGGUAA
Messenger RNA from Seminavis robusta, 1479 nucleotides. NCBI's taxonomy places the organism in Eukaryota, Bacillariophyta, Bacillariophyceae, Naviculales, Naviculaceae. The record is from the annotation of a GenBank genome assembly.